Thyridium curvatum is the source of this 1038-nucleotide messenger RNA. RefSeq lists its product as uncharacterized. The coding region runs from base 1 to 1038 and encodes 345 amino acids. The transcript is spliced from 2 exons. Gene Ontology annotation, molecular function: polyubiquitin modification-dependent protein binding. The record is from RefSeq and is a predicted model, not a curated record. Gene Ontology annotation, cellular component: VCP-NPL4-UFD1 AAA ATPase complex. NCBI's taxonomy places the organism in Eukaryota, Fungi, Ascomycota, Sordariomycetes, Thyridiales, Thyridiaceae.
AUGGCCCCUGGCGCCGAGCGCCCCGAGCUCAACUAUGGCUCCAAGAUUCUCUUGCCUCCCUCCGCUCUUGACAAGGUUUCGAGACUGCACGUCCAGUGGCCGCUUCUUAUGGAGCUCAUAAACGGAGAGAAGGGAACGCACUCGCAUUGCGGUGUGUUGGAGUUUGUGGCCGAGGAGGGCAGGGCGUACCUGCCACAAUGGAUGAUGCAGACUCUUCUACUCGAUGUGGGAGACAUGAUCCAGAUCAAGUCGACCUCCCUAGAGCUGGCCCGCCGGGUCAAGCUCCAGCCACAGUCGCCUGCCUUCUUGGAAAUUAGUGAUCCCAAAGCCGUACUUGAGCGGGCCUUUCGCAACUUUGCUACCCUCACCAAGGGUGAUGUCUUCAACUUUGAAUACAACGACGAGGUCUUUGAUGUGGCCGUCCUAGAGGUCAAGCCAGAGACGGAGAAGAAUGGUGUCUCGAUGCUGGAGACUGACGUCGAAGUCGACUUCGCGCCGCCUGUCGGCUACGUAGAACCAGAGCGUACCAAGGGAAGCGGUACCAGCACGCCUAGGAGUGUGCGAGGAGGUCUUCCCGCAGGCGGUCUUCUACACAGCCAAGGUACUAUGGCACAAGCCAUCAACUACGACGCCAUCGCGCCCUCUUCUGCUGCUGCAGCAGCCACCAAUUUCCACGGCGAGGGCAACCGGAUAGGUGGCAAGAAGGGCAGCAAGACCUCGACACCCAAAGCCGCCACACCAGUAGCCGGCCAGUCAGCAAAUAGCGAUACCAGUGCUUUACCCCGACGACGCGUCAAUGGCCCUAUGCCAUUGCGACUACCCCCAAACAAACUGUUCUUUGGCUACGAGAUUAAGCCCCUGAAGACCAAGCAGCAGAAGGAAGAGGAGGCAGCAAAUGCUCAGAAGCCGCAUUUCGCCGGCCAGGGACAGACACUGCGUGGCGCUGUUAAGAGAAAGGGCGACGCAGCUGAUUCCAAGCCCAAGCCGGCGGAGAAGAAGGCUGGCGAAGGGAGGCGGUUGGACGGCCGGAAGGCCUAG